CAAAAGAUCGCUGUCAUUUUUGUCACUAUUUUCUGUGUGCGAUUGUCUGUUAAUUGAUGUCCAAUAAAAUAUGGUUAUUGAAAGAGUUCACUUGUAGUUCGCUUUGAUUAGCCUUGAAAGAAGAAUCUAGUACUUGUAUUGAGAAGAUUGCUUUUUAUUGUGCAUAAAAAUGUCGAAGGAGAAAGCUGAAACUAAUGGUGAUUGUGCAGCGGUCAUAGAGCAAACAAAUGAAAAACGAAUUGGUUGCACUCAUUACAAGAGAAGAGCUAAAUUUGUGACGCCAUGCUGCAACAAGUUCUACAUGUGCCGAUACUGCCAUGAUGAGAAGGAGCAGCAUUACUUCAACCGCAAAUCAGUGACGGAGCUCAUCUGUACAGAGUGUGACACAAGGCAGAAGGUGCAGGCAGAGUGUGAGAACUGCGGUGUCAGGUUUGGAAAGUAUACUUGUUUGAUAUGCAACUUAUUUGAUGAUGAGGAUAAACGUCAAUACCACUGCGAAGGAUGCGGUAUCUGCCGAGUGGGUGGUCGUGACCGGUUCUUCCAUUGCGAGCGCUGCAACAUGUGUCUACCGGUGCAGCUGCAGAGAGAUGGACACAGGUGUGUUGAAAAUGUAUCACGGUCAAAUUGCCCUGUAUGUCUGGAGGAUAUUCACACGUCUCGUAUCCCCUGCCACAUCCCUGACUGCGGACACUUGCUGCACCGGCCCUGCUUCGAGCAGCUGCUGCAUUCAGGACACUAUGCCUGCCCCACGUGCCAGACCAGCAUGAUUGAUAUGUCCAAUCUAUGGACAUACCUGGACUCUGAGGUGGCAGCGACUCCCAUGCCGCCAGAAUACGCGGACUACAAGGCAACUAUACUCUGCAAGGACUGUCACAAGCUGUCGACGGUGAAGUUCCAUGUGGUAGGUCUGAAGUGCCAGCACUGUGGUGCCUACAAUACCUGCCAGACCAACGGAUUUCACAAAGAGUCUGGCAGCUCUGAGACAGCCGAGCCCUCUGCCUCUUCCACAUCCACGGCCCCUGCAACACCACCAGCCUCCGCCGCCUCCUCCGCAGCCGCUUCCGGCAGCUCCAGUAGCUCCAGCAGCGAUUGCUCACUGCCUCGCGCCUCGCCACUGGACGAGCCGCCACAAGCCUGACGCGCCAUCAUUGGCGACACUGUUUGCUGCGCCAUCUAUUUUUAACUACCGACAACUAUAAUUGCUAACAGCUCCAUCUAGUUACAUUUCGUGACAACUUCAACUUUGUUGCAGUGCCAUCUAGUGACAACUGAUAGUUACUAACAUUAAUAGUAAGCAAAUGCAAGGGCUGAAAUAAAAGUGGGUUUAUUUUAUCGUCUUGUGUCACACAAUAAUAUUAAUAACAGAGGGGUCGUGGUGAGAUCUCCAGUUGAUACCACGAAGUGUGGGUUUUAAUUUAGGGCGCAAUCUAGUAACAACAUGUUAACUGUCCGUCCCACAUGAACAUACGCACAAACAUAUUUUACGAUAUAGAUACAAGGAUUAGAAUUAGCGUCAAUCAUCCGUACAUAAUCCUACUUGACGUAUUUGAAGAUAGCAAAUAUAUCGUUGUCUCCUUUUAUCUGAAUAUAAUAAAAGAGUACACACUAUGUUUUACUGUAUGCUUUUCAACGGUGAUGAAUUUGUUUUCGACUAAGACACAAUGAAUGAAAUAAUUCACUACAUAGACAAAUCUAGUAAAUAGAUCUAUAAUAUCUAUAGAAAUGGAUUACAUUAACAAAAAAAAUAGAUAAAAUAUAAGAAGAAACUUAACGCAUCCUAGAUAUUGUUUGAACAUUCUAGAUCAAUUAGUAAAUUAGACCUGGCGUUCCGCAGUGCCUGCAAACUAUGUUUUUGUAUUUGUACAUUAUGUAAUUUAGUAAAUAAGCUUCAUUUAUGAUAUAUAAAUAGUUAUUAUAAUUUAUUUAUAAGGUACAUAAGGUUUUAAAUAUGCAUAGAUUUAGGAAUAUUACGGACAUAAAUAUUUUUCCAUAGUUUUUUUUUACGACCGAAGUUCGAAUGAAAAACUAACGCAGCUAUGUGUUGUUUGUAAUUAUAAAAAAAUACUAGUUUUAUUCUGCAACUUUGCGUAUGUAUCAUUUAUAAAAAUGUUUAAUACUUCGUAAAUUUUUUCAUGUUUUCAUGCGACUCUGGUUUUAUUGCGUUUGUUUUUAAUAUAUCAAGAUAUUUGUGAAUAAGAAUUAUUUUAAUGCGUUUCAAAUAAGAAUGUAUCAACCGCCGCCAUAUCAUAACUCUACAAAAAAAUAGAGUUUCUCAUUCAGAGCAUAAUUUAAGUUACCCAAGACCCUUUCCUUAUGGGAAGGGAAAGUGUGACGGAGGAGGGGACGCAAAGAAUUAUGUCCCCUUCCUUUGCCUUCUCUCCUCCGACAUAAUUUAUCUGUCAAUUCGCUAUUUCGGCGAAUUUAGGUGUAAUGCUUGUUUUUAACUUUAUGAUAUAAAAAUUGCUAAGUGAAAAUAUUAAUUUUUAUUUUGAAUGCAAUUUAAUGCGCUGUUAAAAAAUAAAGUUUACGCAAUUCUUUGAGAUUUGGCAGAUAAAAGUGUAUAUUCGUAUUUGAAACUUACUAUAAAG
Papilio xuthus (Asian swallowtail) is the source of this 2588-nucleotide messenger RNA. It is a transcript of the gene Rchy1, whose product is annotated as Ring finger and CHY zinc finger domain containing 1. Gene Ontology annotation, cellular component: nucleus. Gene Ontology annotation, biological process: protein ubiquitination; ubiquitin-dependent protein catabolic process. Lineage: Eukaryota; Metazoa; Arthropoda; Insecta; Lepidoptera; Papilionidae. The coding region runs from base 170 to 1138 and encodes 322 amino acids. The record is from RefSeq and is a predicted model, not a curated record. The transcript is spliced from 7 exons. Gene Ontology annotation, molecular function: zinc ion binding; ubiquitin protein ligase activity.